AUGGCUGCCACAAGAAACGCAGCAGCACUGAGCAUGGCCAUCGUGCUGCUCACCGUGCAGCUUCUAUGGGCCGGUGGAUCGAUGGCCCAGUCGUCAGACUGCACGCCCUUGCUCCUCGGCCUGCAGCCCUGCCUCCCUUACAUCACCGGCAACACCUCCACUCCGGCGAAGACUUGCUGCACGCAGCUGGCCAACGUCGUCAAGGUAUCGCCCACGUGCUUGUGCCAGCUCCUCGAUGGCUCGUUUGGCGUCUCCGGCAUCAACCGGACGCGGGCUCUGGACUGCUUCCCCAAGUGCGUCCCCUGGAGAGAUUCCAUUACCAGCCACUCCGAGUUCUCCUGCAGAAGGAUCAGCAGGUGUGCCUGGAACUGGGAGCUCGGAUGGGAGCUCAAUCAAGGUGUCAACUUCUCUGCUGCUCUUCUCCUUCUUCUUCAUCGCGGCAGGCUCGUGUUGUUCUUCUGGAUCCAUGAGACACUGAUGUUCUUCCAGAUGAUCAGAAGGCUUUCAGCCAUCACUACAUUAUCAAUAUAUUAACUCUGUUUCUGAACCAUGAGCGAGAUUAGAAGUGUUCAAUAUAAAUGAGAAAGCUGAAUCCGGCAAUGGUUACUUAUUUCGUCUCCGCUACCAUUAGCAACAUGCGGUGUCUCUUUGCUUUAUCAAGCCACCAAAAUU
Linum tenue is the source of this 672-nucleotide messenger RNA. NCBI's taxonomy places the organism in Eukaryota, Viridiplantae, Streptophyta, Magnoliopsida, Malpighiales, Linaceae. The record is from the annotation of a GenBank genome assembly.